AUGGAUGACUUGUACCGAGCAUCGCUGGAGGAGGACCCAGGCAAUGCCCUCUUCCUCCGUAACUACGCCCAGUUUCUUUACGAGGUGAAAGGAGACUAUUUUGCAGCAGAUGCUGUUUUCCAAAAGGGCACUGAAGCGGCACCAACUGACGGUGAACUUCUGGUGCUUUACGCGAAGUUUCUAUGGGAAGGAAUGUGUGACGCCGAGAAAGCUUCAUCAAUGUUUCAACAGGCAGUUGAAGUUUCUCCUGACAACUGCUACGUCCUCGCAGCCCAUGCAGCUUUUCUCUGGGAUGCAGACAGCAUGUUGGAACAAACUAGCGUGAUAGCACCUCCGUUUCCUCCACCCCAAACCGUGGAGAUCUAG
Closterium sp. Yama58-4 is the source of this 366-nucleotide messenger RNA. The record is from the annotation of a GenBank genome assembly. Lineage: Eukaryota; Viridiplantae; Streptophyta; Zygnematophyceae; Desmidiales; Closteriaceae.